AUGCGAGAUCGGUUCGCUGAUAGCUUGGUUGUUUUCUUUGUUCGGCCUUUGUUUGGCGGAACCAGACCACAUAUGGUGACCGAAAAGAACACCAAUUUGAAUGAAAUGAUGCAAGAAGCGCAGCAGUUAAAGAAGAAGUUAGCGAUGAAAGAACAGGAGUUGCAGGAAGCACUGAGGAAGACCGAGCGAACACAAGACACUAAUAGUGAGAAAUAUAAUGAUAAAGUGCUGGAACUGAAAGCAGAACGAAACAACUUGCUGGAUGAAAAUUCACAGCUGCGAAAUCAAGUGGCUCGAAUCAGUAAGGAUUUGACCAAUGAGCGUGCUCACGUAGAGGAGCUGACGGCGAUUUGUAAUGGUACUAGACGUGAUAUGAAGGUGCGACUUGCGGCGAUUUUUUGCCAUUAG
Gongylonema pulchrum is the source of this 408-nucleotide messenger RNA. Lineage: Eukaryota; Metazoa; Nematoda; Chromadorea; Rhabditida; Gongylonematidae. The record is from the annotation of a GenBank genome assembly.